GAAAGUGUUUGCAGCUGUGUCCGAGCCGAACUACGCGGUUCCCUGGGCCUACAAGCCCCAGGACGAAGUCGUUCCAGUGCGGGAUGUGCGGCGUCCGAGACAAAGCUUCAAGAAGGUAUUGAAGGAGGGCGAGGACGCACGAACAGGGACUGCCUUUGCCGUUGCCUGGGGCAAGGAGGGCAAACAGUGGCUGCUCACCAACGCCCACGUCGUCCGUCAUGCUGCGGUGGUGCAAGUGCGCAAGCGCGGAGACCACCAGAAGUUCAUCGCAACUGUGCUUUGCGUUGGUUUAGACUGUGACUUGGCAGUGCUGACUGUCAGCAGUGCCAAGUUCUGGGAAGGCCUCCCUCGUGUGGUGUUGAGCGUGGAGCUGCCGAAGCUGCAGGACGAGGUCACCGUCGUGGGCUACCCUAUUGGUGGAGACAAUGCUUGCGUUACUGUGGGCGUUGUCAGUAGAAUUGACAUGCAGAGAUACAACGUAUGUUGGAGUCGAAGUUUACUCGCUAUUCAGAUUGAUGCGGCCAUCAAUCCCGGGAACAGCGGGGGUCCCUGCUUUCACGAGGAGAGCGGCUCUGUGGAAUGCAUCGGCGUAGCCUUCCAGGUUCUGGGUCGCGAUGAUGCCGAGAACAUUGGCUACAUCAUCCCUUCUGAGGUGGUGAACCAUUUCUUAGUGGACUACGUGAAGCACAAGUCCUAUACCGGCUUUGGCAGCUGCGGCUUCACAAUCCAGGCCCUCGAGAACGGCCCGAUGCGCCAUGCUCUCGGCUUGAAGAAUGGAGAGAGCGGCAUCUUAGUUCGCCGAGUGGAUCCGUCCUCUUCAGCUGGCAAGGUGCUCAAGAAGGGCGACAUUAUCCGCAAAGUCCAGGGCCAAGACAUCGGCGACGAUGGGAAAGUGCCUUUUCGAGGUGCACGCAAUGAGAGGAUUGAUUUCCAUUACCUCAUCUCAAAGCUUUUCAUCGGCGACACCUGCAGUUUCCAGGUGCUGCGGGACAAGCACCUGCUGGAGCUUCGCAUGAAGCUCUCGGCCGUUCGGCCCCUGGUUCUCCAUGAUCCACCAGAUCCCCCGAAGUACUUCGUGGUUGGGGGCCUCGUCUUCGUGCCCUUGUCCGAGCCCUUCUUGAUGGAUGAUUUCGGUGCCGACUUUCACAAACAAGCGCCGAUUGGGAUGAUCUAUCACUGGGCCGAGGGCAUGCGCCAGUUUGCUGACCACGAGAUCAUCGUGCUGUCGCAAGUGCUGGCAUCGCCCCUCACCGUCGGCUUCACGGAUUUCUACAACGUCACGCUGCUGAAGUUCAAUGGCCAGCAGCCCAAGAACUUGGAAGACCUCAUCCACCUUGUGAAAGCCUCCAAGGAUGAGUACCUGACCUUCGAGAUAGAGCGGAACAACUCCAUCAUCCUUCCAAGGAAAGAGGCCUUGAAGCAGACGGCCAACAUCCUGAAAGAAGCUCUGCUACGAUUCAGAAGACGUGACUCUGCAGGCCUUGAAGUAUGA
Molecule: messenger RNA, 1492 nt
Organism: Symbiodinium necroappetens
Lineage: Eukaryota; Dinophyceae; Suessiales; Symbiodiniaceae
Source: the annotation of a GenBank genome assembly